AGCAAACGGCUGGUGUUUGUACUAGCCGCCAAUUUUUUACCACCCAUACCCCACGGGGGACUCGAAACAGUCAGUGCUCCACUUCAUCCCUGAUUAAACCCCAAAAAACCACCCCCGGCCCCCCCCCAAAAAAAACACCAGCCUAAACCGAAAGAUCAGCCUAAUCGAUAAACCGCGGGAGAGAGAGAAAAAAAAUUUCUAAAAUGCCAAAUAAAUGGCGGAUCCAUUAACCGCGAGUGCAUCAGCACCUGAAAUCGUCAAUUAAAUUCACCCCCUCAUCCCCUAAAAUGCUGACAGUAAACAAGAGGUGAAGUAAUCCAGUGAUAUCCAGUGGGGAAAAAAUUAAAAAAGAAGAAGAAAAAAGGAAAAUGGACAAAAUGUAAUCGGAUUAUUCAGCGGGAGGUGCGCGUGGGGGUGGGGGACUAACUUCCGAUAAAGUGAUUACAUAAACGUUCAUCUCAUUAACUUCCUCCACUCGUGAAUUGAAGUUAUCAAUAAUUGUGAGCACGUGGGGUGGGUGGGGAGGGAGUGAGUACUCCACCACGUGGAAAUUACCAAGGCCUAUUGAAUAUUUGUGGUAAAUCAAUGAGGAAUGGUAUUUUCAGGUGAUUUAUCUUUCAUAGAUCUACGAUGAUUGAGCAUCAAUUUUUUUAAUUGACGGGUGGGAGGGGGUGUUGGCGGUGUAAUGGCGCUUGUUAUGUUGCCCUGUGACCUGCCGUGGUGGCCAGCUGUUGUUAAACAGCUGGACAGAGCAGCUAUUGCCAGGAAUUCCAAGGAUCUGCUGGACGCUAUGAGAAAAAUUCAUGACAUGUGCAAUAUAAGUUUGGAUCCGGAUGAAGACGAGCAAGACCCCAAUCUUUUUACUGGCCUAUCAAAGUACGUUGAUGAGGAUCUCGGUCCUGGUGAACGUGAGCAGCUAUUUACCAAGACAAUACCGCGUAUUGUGGAAAGAGCAAAGGCACUCAGAAGUACUAAACCUCCCCAGGGGUUGUACUUCAGUCUUCAGCAGCAAGGUGAUAGCGUUGAGUACACGUACGGAUUUACAUCGGCUCUUGUUGCCAAUGCUUUUUUCUCGACUUAUCCCAAACGAACAAUUAAAACACAUCCGACACUUGGGGACUUCAACUUCACGAACUUCUUCAAGCAUUUGCAUCUAAACAGCCAGAAAGCCAAACUGUCGAGCAUUCUCCAGUACUUUGAGUUCCUCGAGAAUGAUUCAGCCCUGGAAGGGCGAAUGGUCGUCUCCAGGCAGGUGAUGACGUCCAAGCAAUGGCUGACGAUCGAAGACUGGCUAGAGAGCAGUGUACCCUUGUGUCCUCUGAGCAUUCGUCACACUGGCCGAAUGGAGAGGAUUGACACUGACACCAAAGUCCUCCACGUUUGCUUCGCAAGCUCAAGAUUCGGUGAUGGAGCACUCGAGGAUGUUAUCAAUCAAGAAAGUGUACAUAUAUCAACGCAUCCGGAAAUUCUCGCUGUGAUACUCUCUGUCGAGGCCUUGGAGGACAACGAAGUGCUCAUCGUAGAAGGCGCCCGACACAUCUCCAGGAUCAAUGAUCCCAAGAACAAGGCCGUCUAUGAGAGCAUACCAAAUCCUAAUCCCAUUACAGUGUGUUGUAUGGACCCUGAGGAUUACUCAAAACUUCCUCUGUCUCAGUUCGAAGAGGACAAUGUCCUUCGAGAAAUGAAUAAAUCCUUGUUGGCUUUUCGUCAGCGGCACACACCUGACAGUCCCACUGACACGAUCAAAUCGGAUUCGGAUGCAGACGGUUGUCCAGCGAGAAGACUAUCUCCAAUCGGUGAAAGCUUCAGCAGUGCAUCACCGGAAGUCGAGACUGAGGAUAAAAAAAUCGCCAGGAUUAACGGGAAAUUAAGUUCCAACGAGACAAACAGUCCCGAUAGAAUCACCGACGAGAGACCUAGGCCUAACGGAAGAUCCACCAGGUCUCAGAGCCCUGGAAAACUUGGAAAAAGUACAAGCAGUGCUAGUAAUAGAAGUAGAUUCAUAGUUUUAGGCUCGAGUGGUGAAGUUUUACCUGUAACGAGACAAUCUCUCGGCCAAAUGUCGGUCUAUGGUAGCUGCAACAGUCAGAGUAGCGAGAGCUUCCACAGCGCUAAGGACACCAUCGACGAAGAUCUGCCAGAUGAGGAUGACCAUCUCUCGUUCAAGUUAUCGAGAAGGUACAGCAAUCAACUGGAUACACCAGAGCGAAGAGGAACAUUUGCUCAACGACUUAAAGAGGCACUAAACAGAGAGAGCACUGCCACUGGUUCCUCUGACAAUUCCUCGGAGGGGAGUUAUGCUGUGGGAAUUAAUAUCACUGGCAGUCACGUUGGGGAUCAGGACAUUAAACUCAGGAGGGGAGGAUCUAGGGGAUUUGUUCUGCGUGAUGAAACAGUCGACGAGGACUUCCUGAAGGAGUCGUUGGAAGCAGAGCAGAAGUGGCUGGGAAGGUUUAAACAGACUCAGCCUCCAGUGCUCCAGAGGAAGGACACGAAUAGCAGCAAAUAUAGUUUCAGUACUGAAUACAGCUCUGAAUUGGAAGAAGUGUACGAGCAACUCUCAAAGUGGCUGGACGAUCCAAUCGCGAGUGACGAGAAUCGAGAGAUGGAUGCGAGAGAUCGAGCAGUGGUGCAGUUUGCUGGAUCACUUCUGAGGAGAGCCCUCAGUGAAUCCUUCGCAGGAGUUCCUGUCCAGGAAGGUGAGCCUCAGCCCCUCCUGGGGCCCAAUGACGUCCACCAGAAGCACAAAUUGGCGUUGGCGGUGAGAUCCCUCAGCCUCGAACUCGCCAGACAGAGGAACAGACGUCAACAAUCGGUCACAAGUGACGACGAAGAUGAGGAGUACUCAGACGCUCUGGAUCACGUGAGAUGGAAAAAAUCACUGUCCGUCACAUUCACCUCGACUGUGCUCCAAACUCUGUUCGAGGAAGAAGCCACGGUUUAUCUUCGAUCGUCAACGUCAGAAGAUGAAGAGCCCCAGGAAGUAAUAGCAAAAUCCAGACAAGAGAAUUCGAUACCAGGGGAUAAUAGCCUCCAGGAGGGUGGUUUGUUGCCUGUGGCAAGUGGUAAUUGGGGUUGUGGGUCGAGAUUAAAGGGUGAUCCACAGUUGAAACUAGUUAUUCAGUGGUUGGCUGCGUCACUUGCUGGGGUACCCAGGCUCAUUUAUUACACUUGUGGACACACUAGUCUUUCCAAGUUGGACACUGUCAGCAGAGUUCUGACGGAUAGAAGAUGGUCGGUAGGUGAUUUGUCAACGGCAAUGCUGAGAUUUGCUGUGCACACACUGGAGGAUAGAGUCAAGGGUAGAAACAGUCUGUUUGAAGAGUUGAUUGGUGUUGACAAGCCAAGCCCUUAGCCAGACGUUAUGCUGUCUGUCAUUGUGGACAUUAUUGCCACAAUGAUGGAAGACAGCCUGACUGUUGACUCAACGACUUCUUCGUCGUCUUAUUUAAGGUAGAGGAUUAGUAAAUAUCCGAACUAUCGAAAUUCAAUUCAUUCGAUUCGAAGACAACACAAACGAUUGAAGAUUAUUAAAAUGUAUAAAUUAAUUUUAAGGCGUUGGGGAUGUUGCGUAUUUUCGAAAGUGCUUCGUAUUUUGACGCUCAAAUUGGAACGUAAAUGGCUUCACGGAGAAAAAGAAUUUCAAUGUCAAUGUUGAUAUAUAUUUUUUAUUAAUUAAUCCUGGAGGAAAUAUCAAUGUCUGAUACUCAAAAUAUAUCGGUAAAACGAAAUUAAAUAGCAGUAUAGUACCAGAGCAUAUCAGUAAACAAAUCUACAUGAAUAUCGAGCGUCGAAGAUAGAGUAAAAUUAACGUUUCAAUUGAAAACUAUUAAAAAACGCAACUAUCCAAGGAAUUGUUUCAAAGUAAAAAAAAUCAACAGGCAAUAAUUAACGCGGAACAAUACUAUUAAUUCUAUUUUUUACAGUUCGUACAAAAAUAGAUGGAAGUGAAUGAAAAUAAUGAUGUCGGGGAGAAAUUUUAAAUCAAUUAAAUGCAAACUUACGUGAGACGGGGUGAUGAAUUUAUAGAUGAUAUUUUAGAAUGUUUGUUGUACCAUAACAUUACGAGACCUUUUCAUCAAUGGGAUUAAUAAUCAUGCUUCGAUGUUUAAUUAAAGUUUUUCAAAAAUCAAAAUUGAAAGAAAAAAAUGGUGAAAAAUGGGGAAUAAUUCGGGAGAGAAGCGAUUCAAAUGGAGAGAAUCCACUCGACAAAGAAGAGGAAUGAUAAAGUUGUGGGAUAUAAUUAUAACCUGUAAAUUGUAUAUAAUAGAGAAUUAAUAAAUUUUUAUCGUAUUUAAA
Messenger RNA from Fopius arisanus, 4299 nucleotides. RefSeq lists its product as uncharacterized. The transcript is spliced from 13 exons. NCBI's taxonomy places the organism in Eukaryota, Metazoa, Arthropoda, Insecta, Hymenoptera, Braconidae. Gene Ontology annotation, cellular component: cytoplasm; nucleus. Bases 686 to 3355 code for a protein of 889 amino acids. Gene Ontology annotation, biological process: regulation of DNA repair; carbohydrate metabolic process; ATP generation from poly-ADP-D-ribose. Gene Ontology annotation, molecular function: poly(ADP-ribose) glycohydrolase activity. The record is from RefSeq and is a predicted model, not a curated record.